Messenger RNA from Adelges cooleyi (spruce gall adelgid), 2151 nucleotides. It is a transcript of the gene sud1, whose product is annotated as prolyl 3-hydroxylase OGFOD1. Gene Ontology annotation, molecular function: peptidyl-proline dioxygenase activity; iron ion binding; L-ascorbic acid binding. The coding region runs from base 253 to 1659 and encodes 468 amino acids. Lineage: Eukaryota; Metazoa; Arthropoda; Insecta; Hemiptera; Adelgidae. The transcript has 8 exons. Gene Ontology annotation, biological process: peptidyl-proline hydroxylation; regulation of translational termination. Gene Ontology annotation, cellular component: cytoplasm. The record is from RefSeq and is a predicted model, not a curated record.
UAUUAUUUCCAAUUUUUCAGAAUGUUAUAAUUUUGUUUUUCAAUUUUCUGAAAAUGAUUUAUCAUUUAUCGACUUAACUGUUAUGUUAUUCCUUCUAAACGAAAAAUGUUCGAACCCACGUAAACGAUAUUUUCUCUGGACAAUUAGUUUUUCAAUAACUAUGCUAACGCUUGGUAGUUGAAUUACUAAAUUCACAUAACUUACUUAGUAUUUUUGUUUGUACCUAGUUUAAUUGUACAUCCUGUUGAAACGAUGAAUAACAAUACGAAAAAUGCCAAUUCUUUUGAUGGCCCAUUUAAUUUUAAAGGAGUUACAAAACUGGAUGCUCCUUACGAUAUAUAUAAAUUGGAUUGUAAAAAUAUAAUUUCAAACUCCGACGCGUUUAAGUUGCGUUCGGCGCUGUUGACAAUGAAGUUCAAAAAGAAAUCGUGCGACUUGUAUUCGUUUGGCCAAUCGCCGGAUUUCUAUCGUAUUUCGAACAAGGACAAACCCGACGAAGUACAACAAUUCCUGCUCGUACUUGCAGAAAUGAAGAAAAAAAUUGCUACAUUUCUGGAAAAAACAUUUAACAAAACUACUAGCGUUUCGUGUUCAAUGUACAACCAUGGAGAUUAUUUACUAUGUCACGAUGAUCGUGUCGACGAUAGAUCUGUGGCGUUUAUUUAUUAUUUAAACUAUGAUUGGCUAAACGAAUGGGGCGGCACGCUCGAUGUCUAUUCGAUCGACGAAAAUUAUAAUGCCAAAGAAAUCGUCAAUAGUAUCAAUCCAGAAUUCAAUACCAUGAUAUUUUUUCCAGUAGGACAACACACUUACCAUCAGGUUGCGGAGAACGUAUCAAAUUUUUCUCGUAUUUCCAUCAACGGUUGGUUCCAUUGCGAUAGUUUAUCGUGGAAACCUUAUGACCAACAAGUGGAAUUGCCAACUCCGAUAUUUUUACCAAUUACCGUUUCCAAAACCAAGACUUAUGCGUCAGAGUUUAUCGAAACAAUCUUCGAAGAUCCUGACUACAGAGAAAUUGUCCGUGAGUCAUUCGUCGGCGACGGGUUCAUCAUGCUGGAAGGAUUUUUCAAACAAGAAAUGGUUGACAUUUUUUCCAACGAGAUAUUUUCUAACGACCUAAAAUGGCAAGUCAACGGACCGUUGAAUAAAAGAAAUUACAAAUACGUCGACCUGAACGAUCUGCCCGACAAAGUCUUGUUUGUCGUCAACCUAAUGAAAACGGAUUUCAUGUUUGAAUUUUUAAAGGAGUGCACGGGCAUAAAUCUAAGCGGAGUUUCGGUGGAAGUACAAAGAUGGCACGGUGGCCAUUACAUGGUCUCUGGCGGUAACGAUGGAGUAGACCAUUUGAAUGUGCUCAGCGUGUACCUGUUCUUCAGCCAGUGCUUUGGCCAAAUGUCGGACAACAUAAAAGACGAUCUACAUUACGUGUUCGAGGAACGCCACACGCUUCAACCGAAAUUUGCGUGCAAACCUCAAGACAACACUAUUUUCUUGGUCAAGAGAGACUCCGACAUGGAGUCCUAUGUGAAAUAUUGUAAAAAAGUCGACGGCCACGCUUGGACCGUCAUAGUGGCCAAUUAUCUAAUCGCGGAUAACUUAAAAUGUUCCGUCGGAAUUGAAAUGAAGGAAUUGUCGGAACAUCAUAAUUGCGAUCAAUAACAAUAUCCGAUAAUCAUAUUAUCGUAAAAAAAAAAAAAAAUACUAUUAUUUAACUCGAUAGACUACCAAUUUUUUUUUUCAUUUAUUAUUUUGGCAAAAAAAAAAGAAAAAAGAAGGAGAUAGAGGAAGUUACCAAUAUGUACUUUUGACGUAGAAUUACGAUAAUUUAUUUUUAAAAAUAUGUCAAAUUGUAUUAUAAAAAAUUGUCGACUAGUUUUAUAUUAAAACGUUAUAACUUAUUGUAAAUAAUAAUUAUCGUUCUAAUUUUUGCGAAUAAUAAAUACGUCUGUUUGUUAACGGUCGAAAGUAAGUUUUGUUAAAAAAAAUAAUGUUAAUGAAUUAAAAUUUCGAGUUUGCUUGUUAAAUAAGAUUUUCAAGUCGCAAAAAAAAAAUACUAAAUAAAACUUAAGUAAUGUACCUUAUUCUUGCCAUUUAUGUAUUGGUAAUUUUUUUAUUUAUUGUAAUAAAUAUAAUAAACGGCCAAGGACGGAA